Messenger RNA from Larimichthys crocea (large yellow croaker), 730 nucleotides. RefSeq names its product adenylate kinase isoenzyme 1. Lineage: Eukaryota; Metazoa; Chordata; Actinopteri; Sciaenidae. Gene Ontology annotation, cellular component: cytoplasm. Gene Ontology annotation, biological process: nucleoside triphosphate biosynthetic process; ATP metabolic process. The record is from RefSeq and is a predicted model, not a curated record. The transcript is spliced from 6 exons. The coding region runs from base 89 to 709 and encodes 206 amino acids. Gene Ontology annotation, molecular function: ATP binding; nucleoside diphosphate kinase activity; AMP kinase activity.
UGAGUAAUAGCACAAACCUCCACUAAAGCAAGCACAGUGAAAACAGACUAUAGUAGAUCAGGCUAGCACUUUGCCCUGCAACUAAAACAUGGGAAACAUGUGUAAAACUGCUUCCACAGUCGACUGUCAAGAUGACAAACUUAAAGAUGCCAAGAUCAUCUUUGUUGUGGGUGGGCCUGGCUCUGGAAAGGGCACCCAGUGUGAGAAGAUAGUUGCAAAGUAUGGCUACACCCACCUGUCAUCUGGGGAUCUGCUCCGUGCAGAGGUGUCUUCUGGCUCUGAGAGGGGAAAGCAGCUCCAGGCCAGCAUGCAGAAGGGAGAGCUUGUCCCCCUGGACACAGUCUUAGACAUGAUUAAGGACGCCAUGAUCGCCAAGGCUGAUGUGUCCAAGGGCUUCCUUAUUGAUGGCUACCCCCGUGAGGUGAAGCAGGGCAAGGAGUUUGAGAAGAAGAUUGGCAAACCCUGCCUGUUGCUGUACGUCGAUGCAAAAGGAGAGACCAUGGUCAAGAGGCUUUUGAAGCGUGGCGAGACCAGCGGCCGUUCUGAUGACAACGAGGAGACCAUCAAGAAGCGCCUGGACCUGUAUUACAAAGCAACCGAGCCAGUCAUUUCCUUUUAUGAGAGCCAAGGCAUUGUCAGGAAGGUUGACUCCGAGCUGCCAGUGGAUGACGUCUUCGCCCAAGUCUCUGCGGCUAUUGAUACACUGUAGUAAAACAACAUAGCUAGAUGA